Corticium candelabrum is the source of this 809-nucleotide messenger RNA. RefSeq names its product superoxide dismutase [Mn], mitochondrial-like. Gene Ontology annotation, biological process: superoxide metabolic process. Gene Ontology annotation, cellular component: mitochondrion. The transcript is spliced from 5 exons. Lineage: Eukaryota; Metazoa; Porifera; Homoscleromorpha; Homosclerophorida; Plakinidae. Bases 8 to 685 code for a protein of 225 amino acids. The record is from RefSeq and is a predicted model, not a curated record. Gene Ontology annotation, molecular function: superoxide dismutase activity; metal ion binding.
UAUAAUUAUGGCGCUGUUGCGUGUCCGUUCGUGUCUUCCCUUGUUGGAACUUUCCGCGUCAUGCUGUAGCUGGCGAGUGCCAAAGCAAAAUCACACUCUUCCUGAUCUUCCCUACGAUUAUGGAGCUCUUGAACCAACAAUAUCUGCAGAGAUCAUGCAGCUGCACCACAGCAAACAUCAUGCUACCUAUGUCAAUAAUCUCAAUGUGGCAGAAGAGAAAAUGGCGGAAGCACUAGCUCGAGGUGAUAUUACAAGUGCAGUGGCCUUGCAGUCUGCUGUCAAAUUCAAUGGUGGAGGGCACAUCAACCACUCCAUUUUCUGGACAAAUUUGUCACCUAAUGGUGGUGGACAGCCUAGUGGGGAGUUGCUUGCUGCUAUCAACAGAGACUUUGGUUCGUUCAAUAAUUUGGUGUCCAACCUAUCAGCUGCUACUACAGCAGUACAAGGUUCAGGAUGGGGAUGGCUGGGUUACAACAAAGAUGCUCAGCAUCUUCAGAUUGCAACUUGUGCCAACCAAGAUCCAUUGGAAGCAACAACAGGCCUUAUUCCUCUCCUUGGUAUUGAUGUGUGGGAGCAUGCUUAUUAUCUCCAGUACCAGAAUGUGAGACCUGACUAUGUAAAUGCUAUUUGGAAGGUUGUGAACUGGGCAAACAUUUCUGAGCACUUUGCCAAGAUCAAAUCUUGAAGUGGAGACUCAACAGUUUGCGACAAGCUACAUCUGCUUGCUUUAUCUGGCAGGCAGAUGAUAACUACGUAUAAUAAUGUAACAUCUGUUUGCUGUGAAUGAUGAAGAACACAACUUCUACGCU